Messenger RNA from Hemibagrus wyckioides, 6633 nucleotides. It is a transcript of the gene hecw2b, whose product is annotated as HECT, C2 and WW domain containing E3 ubiquitin protein ligase 2b. Lineage: Eukaryota; Metazoa; Chordata; Actinopteri; Siluriformes; Bagridae. The transcript has 30 exons. The coding region runs from base 1252 to 5559 and encodes 1435 amino acids. The record is from RefSeq and is a predicted model, not a curated record. Gene Ontology annotation, molecular function: protein binding; ubiquitin-protein transferase activity. Gene Ontology annotation, biological process: regulation of dendrite morphogenesis.
CGCCCUUAAUCACCUGAUUAUCCCCCGUCCUCCAUAUAACCUGCACUGAUUUCAAUACAUUAGCAUAUUUUGUGAUGUAGUAAAAUUAUUUUUUGGACUAAAGCGGGAUUUAUUGAGUCAGAUUAAAAAAAAAAAAAAAAAAACAACAACCCGGGUCUCUGUGCGAACACACAUCCAAAACAAAAGGAUGAACGGAAACCGGAGCUGGAGGAAACAUUCCGCUUCUCUUUUUAUCAUCACUCGACGCUUCCCUCCGCACGCGCACAUACGGGCUCUUCAUAUUAUAGAGUGAGUUUCUUUAUUUCUUUCUUAUUUUCUCCACCCGGUGGGCGGAAACGAUACGGUUGCGGUCUUUAAAACCAACGCAGACGGACGUUCGGUAAUGUGAAAAAAAAACAAAAAAAAACAACAACAACCACGGCAUCGUUUAGUGUCGUCUUCUCGUCUCAGCUGACGCCUUUAAACGUGCGCGAGCGCGAGCGCGGAGGCGGAUUCCCCGCGCGCGCAAGCGAAGGAGGCCAGAGAAAUAAAGAGAGGAUACUCGCGCGCUGCACAAUUUAACGGGAGGGGAAAAAAAUGCGAAUGUUUUCUCGGUGAUUGUUUUUUUUUUUUUUUUUUUUGAGGAUUUUUUCUUUGCACACGCACGCGCCUCUUACGGUAACUGCUUGAAUGUUUCACUUUGAGACCACAACAUGGACCACCAGGACCUUAACUGAUCAGGUUGAUCAACGUUCCUCAUCAUUGCCUUUCUUGACUCAGUGGCCUGUCGCAGAACUUUUAACAGAUUCUUUUAACAAUGACGUCUGGACCGUUCCUAAAGCUCAUCAUUUCCAUUGGUUCUGACAUUUCAUGAAGCAACUAAAUAUGGCUGAACUUGGAGGACUUGGAUCAACAUUUCCACUGGCAAUCCUCUGAAUGAGGGUUUAAUAAGUCCUCGUCUCUGUCCGAUUGAAUGUUUCCUUUCAAAUGCUGUGAGGUCAAAGGAGAAAGCGGAGGUGUCUUGGUGUUUCUUAAGUGGACACUGCCUGUAGAGACAGUGGAGGACUUUAAGAGGGUUUGUUGGCCCUUGUUGGGUCACAUCCCAAUUCUUUCCUCAGGCCUUUUAGGCCUUUCUUUCUUCAUUCCCCUGUCUCCCCAACUUCCACCAUUCGCCCCUCACUGGCCACAGCUGUCCUCCCUCCCCGUUCCCGCCCCCACCAACCCAUCCCUUCUCCCCACCCUACCCCUAGCCACCCCACCCCCCACCCUUCCAUGGCCACCAGCACAGCUCGAGAGCACCUUCUUGUGGUGCGAAGGCGCAGCCCACACAUGCGCUACACACUGGGACCGGAAAACCUGCGCGGAAGUGGUAGCGGUGGACCAUCCAGAGGAGGUGCUGCAGCCGAGACAGUGGGUCUACAACGGGCCAACAGUGAUACAGACCUGGUCACGUCAGACAGCCGCUCCUCCCUUACUGCAUCCACCUAUCAGUUCACCCUGGGAAGAGGACAGAACCUCGUCAUCUCCUGGGACAUCAAGGAGGAGGUGGAUGCCACCGACUGGAUCGGGCUUUACCACAUUGAUGAGACAUGUCCGGCUAAUGUGUGGGACUCGAAGAACCGUGGUGUCAAUGGCACGCAGAGGGGACAGAUCGUCUGGAGGCUGGAGUCUGGGCCUUAUUUCAUGGAACCUGAGACCAAAAUCUGCUUCAAGUAUUACCAUGGAGUGAGUGGAGCUUUAAGAGCGACGACGCCCUGCAUCACCGUAAAGAACCCUGGCGUGCUGGCUGGAACAGAAGGACAAGUGGACGGCCAGUCUGUGACCGAGCAUUGCCGAAAACUCGUCAGCUUCACAUUAUCAGAUAUCAGAGCUCAGGGCCUUAAGAAAGGCAUGUUCUUCAAUCCGGACCCGUAUCUGAAGAUGAGCAUCCAGCCUGGAAAACGUAGCGGCUUCCCUGCCUUCACACACCAUGGACAAGAGAGACGAGCUUCUAUCAUCUCCAACACCACCAACCCUGUGUGGCAUGGAGAGAAAUACACCUUCGUCGCACUCAUGACUGAUGUAUUGGAGAUUGUGGUGAAGGACAAAUUUGCGAAAAGUCGGCCAAUCAUCAAGCGCUUUUUGGGUCAGCUGACCAUACCUGUGCAGAGGCUUCUGGAGAGGCAUGCAGCGGGGGAUCAGCCUGUAAGCUAUACAUUGUGUCGCCGUUUGCCCACAGACCAUGUGAGUGGUCAGCUUCAGUUCAGGGUGGAGAUCACAUCUACUGGACACGAGGAUGUUAUGGGCUCACUCCUGGGGGCCUCCUCUGUGAACGGAGACCCGGGAAGUCCCUCUGAUGACGAGGACGUGGUCCCUCCGUCCUCCCGCAUCCCCAGGACUGCAUCUCCAACCUGCUCUGAGGGCUCUCUCCACAACGAAACCUUUAGGACUGAUGACGGUCCAUUUGAACCUGAUGAAGAGCGCAACCUAAGGGACAUAGUCGUUGAUUCAGGACACACCCAGAGGCAGACCUCUCUCAAUGAUUAUCUGGACACCAUUGAGGCUCCGAAUGGUCCUGGAGAUCGACCUCUGGGUGCGGCAUCACCCAAACUGCGUUCUAGCUUCCCCACUGACACGCGGCUUAACACCAUGCUGCACAUCGACUCGGAUGAAGACGAGGAAUCGCACAUUUCUCAGGGGAUGGCUAAUGGAGCGUCUGAACAGGAGCAGAGGGAGGUGUCUAAGACAGAGGGGGAGGGGAGUCCCACUGCUAGUGAAGAUGCAACGGCUUCACAGUCGGGUAGCAGUACUGCGAAGACCCAAAACGGCGGAGCAGAAGGGGGCCAGGAGGGGGCAGCAGCUAGUGCAUCCACCCAAUCCCAGUCUGCAUCCCUGAAUCCUGCAGCUCAAGAUAAAGAUGCUACUACCACUGAGAGCACGAGCGAGGCUGUCUUUGUAGCGAGCGAAGCCACCGUUUCCGAAGCCUCCACAUCUAGCUCUGGUAUAGCUAGUGCAGAGGGUGGAGCUUCUGCAGGCGACCAACCAGAGCCUGCCGUCUCUCAGGAACAGCCAAACGAAGCCAAUGGGCAGGAGGAAAAUGAGGAGGUGUGGAGGAGGAGGCAGAGCUUAUUAGCAUCAGGGGAGGAGUCACAGGCAGAAGGGGCCGAGUCCUCAGGAACACAGAGAACUGAUUCAGCGGAAACAGAUGGAGAGUUGGGAGCCAGCGUUCAGGUGAACGGUCAUCAGCCUGUCCGCUCUCUUCCAGCUGUACGGCAUGACAUCAGCCGCUACCAAAGAGUGGACGAACCGCUACCACCAAACUGGGAGGCCCGCAUCGACAGCCAUGGGAGAAUCUUUUACGUGGAUCACGUGAACAGAACCACCACCUGGCAGCGACCCACAGCUCCGGCUGCUCCUCAGGUCCUGCAGAGAUCCAAUUCCAUCCAGCAGAUGGAGCAGCUGAACCGCCGGUAUCAGAGCAUCAGGAGAACAAUAACUAAUGAACGCACAGAGGAGCAAGCAGCGGAGAUGCCCUCAGAUGAGACAGACCUGAUGCAUCACACCAUUCCUGAGUACCGCAGGGAUGUCGCAGUUGGAGCUACUAACUACUGCUCACGUCUCUCAUUGCUGCUGCAGUCUCCCAGCGCCAAAUUUCUCACCAGCCCCGACUUCUUCAGUGUGCUUCACUCCAACCCCAGUGCCUACCGCAUGUUUACGAGUAACACGUGUCUGAAGCACAUGAUCAGCAAGGUGCGGCGUGACGCACACCACUUCGAACGUUACCAGCACAACCGUGACCUGGUGACCUUCCUCAACCUUUUUGCCAACAAGCAGCUGGAGCUGCCGCGUGGCUGGGAAAUGAAACACGACCACACCGGAAAGCCGUUUUUUGUGGACCAUAACUGCCGCGCCACCACCUUCAUAGACCCGAGGUUGCCUCUGCAAAGUGCUCGGCCCAGCGGAUUGCUUGCUCACCGGCAGCACCUGAGCCGACAGCGCAGCCACAGCGCCGGGGAGGUGGUUGAUGAUUCACGUCACGCCGGUCCUACUGUCCUGCCCCGGCCCUCUAACACCUUCAGUGCUGCCGGACGCAAUCAGUGUCAGGACCUCGUACCUGUUGCAUACAACGAUAAGAUUGUGGCCUUUUUAAGGCAGCCAAACAUAUUCGAGAUCCUGCAGGAGAGACAGCCCGAGUUCAGUAGAAAUCACUCACUCAGGGAGAAGGUGCAGUUUAUCCGAAACGAGGGCGCGGCCGGCUUGGUGCGGCUCUCCAGCGAUGCGGAUUUGGUCAUCUUGCUCAGCCUGUUUGAAGAGGAAGUGAUGUCGUACGUGCCCCCCCAUGCCUUAUUGCAUCCCAGCUACUGUCAGUCUCCACGGGGUUCUCCGGUUUCUUCCCCGCAGAACUCGCCUGGCACACAACGAGCCAACGCCCGUGCCCCUGCUCCGUACAAGCGAGACUUUGAAGCCAAACUCCGCAAUUUCUACCGCAAGCUUGAGACCAAAGGCUACGGUCAGGGACCGGGGAAAGUCAAACUGAUCAUGCGCAGAGACCACUUGCUGGAAGAUGCCUUCAACCAGAUCAUGUGUUACUCCAGAAAGGACUUGCAGCGAAGUAAACUUUACGUCAGCUUCGUCGGCGAGGAGGGGCUGGACUACAGCGGCCCUUCGAGAGAGUUCUUCUUCCUGGUGUCACGCGAGCUCUUUAACCCCUACUACGGCCUGUUCGAGUACUCGGCUAAUGACACCUACACCGUCCAGAUCAGCCCCAUGUCUGCCUUCGUCGACAAUCAUCACGAAUGGUUUCGGUUCAGUGGCCGCAUCCUCGGCCUGGCUCUUAUCCAUCAGUACCUGCUUGAUGCCUUUUUCACACGACCUUUCUACAAGGGGCUACUGCGGAUUCCAUGUGAUCUCAGUGAUUUAGAAUAUCUGGAUGAAGAAUUCCACCAGAGCUUGCAGUGGAUGAAGGACAACGACAUCGAGGACAUGCUGGACCUCACCUUCACUGUUAACGAGGAGGUGUUCGGACAGAUCACCGAGCGAGAGCUAAAGCCUGGCGGCGCAAACAUCCCCGUUUCAGAGAAGAACAAGAAGGAGUACAUCGAACGCAUGGUGAAGUGGAGGAUAGAGAGAGGAGUUGUUCAGCAGACCGAGAGCUUGGUGCGAGGCUUCUACGAGGUGGUGGACGCUCGGCUUGUAUCGGUUUUUGACGCUCGGGAGCUGGAGCUGGUGAUAGCUGGCACAGCGGAGAUCGAUCUAAGUGACUGGAGGAACAACACGGAAUAUCGUGGAGGUUACCAUGACAACCACAUUGUAAUCCGCUGGUUCUGGGCAGCGGUGGAGAGAUUCAAUAAUGAACAGAGGCUGAGGUUGCUUCAGUUUGUAACAGGCACCUCCAGUAUUCCCUACGAAGGUUUUGCCUCACUCAGGGGUAGCAACGGCCCUCGCCGCUUCUGUGUGGAAAAGUGGGGCAAGAUCACGUCUUUACCCAGAGCUCACACGUGUUUUAAUCGCCUCGACCUGCCACCGUACCCCUCCUUCUCCAUGCUGUACGAGAAAAUGCUGACCGCAGUAGAGGAGACCAGCACCUUCGGUUUGGAGUGAACUCUGACCUGCGCGAUUCUUCUUUGGAAAUCUCCAAAGAAAACAACCUGUUAGCAAACGCACUUUCCAAUCCAUCUCCGUGCACCAAUCAGCAACCAGUGUAGUUAAUCCUCCCGUCCAGCUGGGAGCGAGAGCAGGGCAUUGCACCUGGGAUUGAAGGAACUGGAUAGAGGAAGCGGUGAGUGAGGUGUAGCUCACUCAAAAGGAUGUCGCGUCGAGUCUCGAGGCGGUUGGGUCCUACUGUGUCCGUCACAUGUCUAAAACUGGACCAGAAAUGCGACUCCGGAACAAUUUUUCAUGCAGAAUCCGAGGUCGAGAGAUCCGAGAACGUCCUUCUGCAAAAAGUCUUUUUAUAAUCAACCACAACAAUGACACUUACACCGUAUACCAGUGCUUUCUUAUAUCACACACACACUUAAACUGAAUGCACUGUUUGAAAUGUAUACACUUUAACAUAUUUCUAUAGUUAAUUACGUUUAAACGCCUUCAUUAGGUCACUCGAGCAGGCAUGACGCAGUAAGUCCGGGACACGAACACUUCCUCUUGGACAUGUGUUAGACAGACGAGCAGCUUAGAGGGAGUAGGAUUACACCUUCGGCUGAAUACGAAGUAGAAGAGCUGGUCGUUUUUUGUUUUUUUUCUAUUCCAAAAUACGGAAGCUUUAGAUGAGGCGUCUCCGACUGAUGAACAGCUUCACGCCGUAGCCGCUUGCGCUCACGUUCCCCCGGAUUCUUAUUAACACUGCCGUAAUCUGUGCGCAUUGUACGCUCGCGGCUUUUAACGAAUGUUACUUUGUUUUCUUUUUUAGUAAAACACAAUUGUCUGUAAAGUAAAAAAAAAUAAAAAAUAAUUAACUGGAAAUAAUCAUCAUCAUCAUCAGUUCACUCCAGUCCUCGCUUUUUCUCAUUCUGUUCCAUUAUUUAUGCUACUUUAAUUGCACUGAAUGUACCAAAGGUUCAGGGAUCAGUGUGGGCCGUCCUGAAGUCCCCACCCCCUUCACUUCUUGAUUUUUUUUUUCAUAGUGGUCUUGUCUGUUUUUGCACUCAUCUGAAAGUAAAAAGAAAACGUUGAUUA